Messenger RNA from Cuculus canorus (common cuckoo), 2507 nucleotides. RefSeq names its product leucine rich repeat containing 4 (gene LRRC4). Gene Ontology annotation, cellular component: postsynaptic density membrane; glutamatergic synapse; plasma membrane. The record is from RefSeq and is a predicted model, not a curated record. Gene Ontology annotation, molecular function: protein binding. NCBI's taxonomy places the organism in Eukaryota, Metazoa, Chordata, Aves, Cuculiformes, Cuculidae. Gene Ontology annotation, biological process: excitatory synapse assembly; synaptic membrane adhesion; postsynaptic density protein 95 clustering. The transcript is spliced from 2 exons. Bases 97 to 2088 code for a protein of 663 amino acids.
CAACCAGGAGCCAUUUUGUCCUUUUUUUGGCCUCUUUUUGCCCCGGAUCCCCCCGGACCCCCCCCAGACGAUGGUGAACGAUGACCGCGCCACACCAUGAAGCUCUUGUGGCAGGUAAUUGGGCACCACCACCGCCACCGCCACCGCCACCGCCGCCGCCGCCACCACCGCGCCUGGAGAGCCGCCCUGGUCUCCUUCCUGACGUUCCACGCGUGGUUGUUCGGCGCCGCCGCCGCCUCGCCCGGCCCGCAGAGCUGCCCUUCCGCCUGCUCGUGCACUAACCAGUUCAGCAAGGUGGUGUGCACCCGGCGCGGCCUCGCCGAGGUGCCCCCCGGCAUCCCCUCCAACACCCGGUACCUCAACCUGAUGGAGAACAACAUCCAGAUGAUCCAGGCGGACACUUUCCGCCACCUGCACCACCUGGAGGUCCUGCAGUUGGGCAGGAACGCCAUCCGGCAAAUCGAGGUGGGGGCCUUCAACGGCCUGGCCAGCCUCAACACCCUGGAGCUCUUCGACAACUGGUUGACCGUCAUCCCCAGCGGGGCCUUCGAGUACCUCUCCAAACUGCGGGAGCUGUGGCUGAGGAACAACCCCAUCGAGAGCAUCCCCUCGUACGCCUUCAACCGCGUGCCCUCGCUCAUGCGCCUCGACCUGGGCGAGCUCAAGAAGCUCGAGUACAUCUCCGAAGGCGCUUUCGAGGGUCUCUACAACCUCAAGUACCUGAACCUGGGCAUGUGCAACAUCAAGGACAUGCCCAACCUGACGCCCCUGGUGGGGCUGGAGGAGCUGGAGAUGUCGGGCAAUAACUUCCCCCAGAUCAAGCCGGGCUCCUUCCACGGGCUGAAGGCCCUCAAGAAGCUCUGGAUUAUGAACUCGCAGAUCAACCUGAUCGAGCGGAACGCCUUCGACGACCUGACGGCGCUGGUGGAGCUCAACCUGGCCCACAACAACCUCUCCUCGCUGCCCCACGACCUCUUCGCCCCGUUGCGGUACCUGGUGGAGCUCCACCUGCACCACAACCCGUGGGAUUGCGACUGCGACAUCCUCUGGCUGUCGUGGUGGCUGCGGGAGUACAUCCCCACCAACUCCACCUGCUGCGGGCGCUGCCACGCGCCCCUGCACAUGCGGGGAAGGUUCCUGGUGGAGGUGGACCAGACCUCCUUCCAGUGCUCGGCGCCCUUCAUCAUGGACGCCCCCACGGACCUCAACAUCUCCGAGGGGCGGGUGGCCGAGCUCAAGUGCCGAACUCCUUCCAUGUCGUCCGUUAGGUGGCUGCUGCCUAACGGGACGGUGCUGAGCCACGCCUCCAGCCACCCGCGCAUCACCGUCCUCAACGACGGCACCUUGAACUUCUCCCACGUCCUCCUGACGGACACCGGGCUCUACACCUGCAUGGUGACCAACGUGGCGGGCAACUCCAACGCCUCGGCCUACCUCAACGUGAGCACGGCCGAGCUCAACACCUCCAACUACAGCUUCUUCACCACCGUCACGGUGGAGACCACCGAGAUCUCCCCGGAGGACAUCUCCCCCAAGUUCACCAAGCCCGUCCCCACCACGUCGACGGGCUACCAGCCGGCCUACACCACCACCACCACCGUCUUGGUGCAGACCACCAGGACGCCCAAGCAGGUGGCCGUCCCCACCGCCGACUCGGCCGACAAGAUGCAGACCAGCUUGGACGAGGUGAUGAAGACCACCAAGAUCAUCAUCGGGUGCUUCGUGGCCGUGACGCUCUUGGCCGCCGCCAUGCUCAUCGUCUUCUACAAACUCCGGAAGCGACACCAGCAGCGCAGCACCGUCACGGCCGCCCGCACCGUCGAGAUCAUCCAAGUGGACGAGGACAUCGCUGCCACCGCCACCACGGCCACCACCGCCGCUGCUCCUCCUCCGGCCGGCGCCGAGGGGGCGGUGGUCCUUCCGGCCAUCCACGACCACCUCAGCUACAACGCCUACAAAGCGGCGCACGGCGCCCAUUGGACGGAGAACGCGUUGGGGAACUCCCUGCACCCCCCCGGCCCCAACCUCGCCGAACCCUACGUCAUCCAAACCCACCCCAAGGAGAAGGUGCAGGAGACCCAGAUCUGAGGCGGGAGCCUUUUGGGGGGGUUUUGGGGCUAUUUCUUGGGCUUUUGGGGCCCUUCUUCGGCAUUCCCGCGGCAAUGGAAAACCACAGCCGAACCGCAGCGACUUUUGUACAGAGCGGCGGAAAAGACCUUUUUUUUCCUUCCUUGUAGGUGCAAAAUCCCUCGGAUUUACGGGCGCGGAAGAGAAGCGAAUUAUAUUAAAAUGGAAAGCGGAAAAAUAACCGCGAAAAUAACCCCCAAAUCCCUAUUUUCUAACUGGAAAAUUCUAUUUAAAAAUGACAAAAAAUAACAAAACGACGGAGAAAAGGGAGAGCGAUGACACACACAGAGAUAUGAAAACAAACGAAAGCCCCAACGCGCAGGACCCGGAGCGGCGGCGGCGGCGGCGCAGAGCCGCGAGCGCGGUGCAGCGCGGCGCAG